AUGAUUUAUAGUUAAUAGAGCAAAAUAUAUAAAAUAUUAUUCAUAUUUAAGAUUUUGUAACAAAUUAAUAAUGUUCUAAAUUCUAAAAUUUAGAAAUAACCUAAUUCAAUAGAAAACAAUAAAUUAUUUUUCAAUAUUCAAAAAUAUUUAUCAAGCUCAACAAUUUCAAUUAUCCACUUUAAAAUACGAAUGAUUAUUUUUAUAAUUUCCAAAUUAUUGAAAAAUUUCACUCUAAAUUUAAAAAAAAGUCACUCAAACAAUUCAAUUAUCUAAGAGUAUUAUUUAAUUUAUUAUUAAUUAUGCUUAGAAUAAAUAAUUAGAAUAACCUUAUGUUGAACUAUCAUCAAAGAUUAUAAAAUUACGGUAAGAAUUUGAUAAUUUGGAUUAAUUUUAAUUAGUAAAUUAGAAAUUUUUGUUUAGUAGUCAAACCAGUGAUGAGCCAAAUUUAUAAAAUACCAUCAAGACAAGAUAUUAAAUGA
Paramecium primaurelia is the source of this 479-nucleotide messenger RNA. Lineage: Eukaryota; Ciliophora; Oligohymenophorea; Peniculida; Parameciidae. The record is from the annotation of a GenBank genome assembly.